This is a messenger RNA of Dermacentor andersoni, 938 nucleotides long. NCBI's taxonomy places the organism in Eukaryota, Metazoa, Arthropoda, Arachnida, Ixodida, Ixodidae. The record is from RefSeq and is a predicted model, not a curated record.
CAUGCCAAAAAAAGUUCAAGAAUCUCAAGGAUCAUUUCACAAAACUCAAGCAAGAGAUCAAGCAGAAGACCAGAAGUGGGGCUGGCACAAAAGAUAUACCCACAAUUAAGUGGAAACACUUCGAAGCAAUGGUUCCCAUUAUGGAAAAAGUGUAUGAAGAGCCUAUCCUUUGGAGCAAUCUGGAAUUAAAGGCGUCCCAACAAAUGGAAGAGCCAGCAGAAGGAGAUGAAGAACAUGAAAUGCUGGGGCAAGAUUGUCUGCAACAAGGUGGCAGCAGCUCGACCGACAGAAGUGUCCUUGCUGCUCCAACAGACAUUUUCCCCGCUGUAAGAAGUGCUCAUCAAACUCCGAGUGACACCUUCGAAACGUCGACAGAGGAAGACCAAGAUAGACACGUGGAGGAGCAAAUUGCAAGGCAAGGAUGUUGUUGCAUAUGCAGUGUGCCAAUAGAGGUACAGUGUGUUUAGUAAUUUCAAACUUUCAAUUUCAGCAGUGCGCCAAGGCCACGCAAGUCAUGGCGAACCGCAAAGAACCAGAAGAUGUAAGUUAAGCAACAAUGUGUUCUGAGGGACAUAGUGAAAACAAACUAUGUAUCUACUUUCAGGCCAUCUGAGGACACUGCUUCCAGCGUGGCAGCUGAAUGCCUCAGCCAUCUGAAGGCAUCACGCGCCCAGAAAGAGCAAGAAAAAGACAUGCUAUAUCAUUUUGCAUUCACUAUGGUUGGCAUGAUGCGGACAUUGUCACUUGAUGAGCAGCUUGACACAAUGAAUGCUGUUCAGGACUUAGUGCACAAGAAAAUCAAAGAAGCCAGAAAAAAAUUAAAUGAAACUGAUUAGUAUGUUCUUUACCACACUUUGAUUCUUUUUUAAAUUUUUCUAUUCCAUGUUCUAAUAAUUUUCAUGUUACAUAGUUGUUCAGCAAAUAAAGCAUGAACUUAC